GCACCGCCGCUGUGCCUCCCUACGCGGGUCUCAGCAAAGUCCCUCCGCGCAUGGGGGGGACACCCGACACUGGUCCCCCCCACCCCCCCAUCCAACACGUGGGGGGGAGGGGGGUUGGGGCAGCCUCGUUGCAGCGUGGGUCCGGGGAGAGGAUGCCCACGCAUGACCCCUUCCUCGCGGGCCAGGCCUGCCCCCCCCCGCGCUCCCUGAGCGCUCUGGGGCGCUGGGGUGGGGGGGCUGCCCCGCUCCGUGCUGCUUCCCCACCCCUCCGCGGGCGCGGAGCACAGCGCGGAAGGAGUGGCUUGAGGCUGCGCGCUCCCUCCUGAGUGGCUGGCGGCCGCGGCUCCCAAGCCAUCCCUGGGGAGGAGUUAUGAUAAUCCUAUUGCCAUUAAGGGCGUCUGGGCAGGGAAAAAAACCCAAGUGACCAUAAGCGCGGAGGUUUAGUCCGUCAUCUGUCUUCAUGCCUGCCAACUGAGCUCCGUCCGGGGGGCAGCUCCUCUUCCCCAGCGCCGACGUGGAUUUACCGCCCGUGGGGGGGGAGCUGAGCUCUCGUCUAUUUUCGGCACCACACACCUGGUUUGGACGCUGGACGCCAUGUUGUGGAAACUAGCAGAUAAUGUCAAGUAUGAAGAGGACUGCGAGGACCGGCACGAUGGGAGCAGCAACGGGAACCCGCGGCUCCCGCACCUCUCGGCGGUCAGCCAGCACCUGUACAGCCCGGCUCCGCCGCUCUCCCACUCGGGCGCCUCAGACUUCCAGCCCCCCUACUUCCCCCCCCCGUACCAGCCGCUGCCUUACUCCCAGUCCAGCGACCCCUACUCCCACCUCGGGGACCCCUUCUCCAUCAACCCUCUCCACCAGCCGCCGCCGCCGCCCCCCAGCCAGCAGCAGAGCGCCUGGCCCAACCGGCAGAGCCAGGACCCGGCCGGCCUCGCCCCCCACGGCCGCCCCGGCCUCGUCCCCCACCUCUCGGCGCUGGAGAGCGGCUCCGCCGGCGGCCGCAGGGAAACGUACCGACGCUCCGAGCUCCUCCUGCCCCACGGGCACGGGCUGGACGCCUCCGCGCUGGCCGAUAACCUGGGCCUGCACGACAUGGCCCACCAGAUGGAGGAGGUGCAGAACGUGGAAGAUCAGCACUUACUAAUGCAUGACCAGACAGUCAUUAGAAAAGGUCCUAUUUCCUUAACGAAAAACAGUGCUCUGAGUCUCCCCUGCCAAAAGGAUGGAUUAAUUGGAGUGGUCAUAAACCCCAACGAAGUGUUUUGUUCGGUUCCGGGAAGGCUUUCCCUUCUGAGCUCCACAUCGAAAUACAAAGUGACAGUAGCAGAGGUGCAGAGACGGCUCUCGCCCCCUGAGUGUCUCAAUGCCUCUUUGCUCGGAGGAGUACUCCGAAGAGCCAAAUCUAAAAAUGGUGGCAGAUCAUUAAGGGAAAAACUGGAUAAAAUUGGCUUGAAUCUUCCUGCUGGUAGAAGGAAAGCUGCAAAUGUGACACUAUUGACAUCUUUGGUGGAAGGUGAAGCUGUGCAUCUUGCUCGUGACUUUGGCUAUGUAUGUGAGACAGAGUUUCCUUCCAAAGCAGUGGCCGAAUAUUUAACUAGACCACAUAUGGGCCGCAAUGAAAUGGCAAACAGGAAGAACAUGCUUCUUGCUGCAAAACAGAUUUGUAAGGAAUUCACAGACCUCCUCACUCAGGACAGAACUCCUCUUGGAAACACGAGACCUAGUCCCAUCUUGGACCCUGGCAUCCAGGGCUGUUUGACUCAUUUUAGCCUGAUCACACAUGGCUUUGGGAGUGCUGCCAUCUGUGCUGCCAUGACAUCCGUCCAGAACUACCUAAAUGAAGCAUUAAAAAUAGCAGACAAGACAUACAUGAACGCUGGCGACCAGAGCCCUGCAGAAACCAACAAAACCAUUGAUAAAAUGGAUAAGCACAGGAAGUAAAAGGAGAGAAACCAGACUUUAAACUCUUCCUCCUAAACACAGACUGGGAUCUUCUUGCUGGGGGGAACAUAGAAAUUUGUUUUUUUUUUGUUUGGGGUGGGUUUUUUUUGUUUGUUUGUUACUGUUUUGGGGUUUGGUUUUUUUUUUUUCCUUUAAAGAAAGGAGGGGGAAAAAGGAUUAAAAAAAUCAUCUUAUUCGGGAUCUUCACUCCUCCUGGAUCCAUGAGACAAGUCUCUCUAAAAGCUGCAGUAUCCCUUAUCUGUGGAAGCAAAUACCAGAAGAUAAGUACUUGUACAAGUGUACUGAAAUACUUUGUUGUGAAAGUGGUGCUACAAAGGGGUUUUGAUGGAAAUACACAGAGAUACAGAUUUCUUUUCCAUAUCUAAGUAUCUAGUGGUGACCAGCUUAAUGUAUAGUUUUUAAGAUACAGAUUUUAGAUGGAAGCCUAUUUGUUUUCUGGUACAGUUUCAGGGUUUUAUUCUCUCUAAAUGCAACAGUAACAAUAAAGCAGUAUUAAACAAUGAUUUAUAGAUUUAUAUACAUUAAAAUUUUUUUAUAAACACCUCAAAAUAGUAAGAUUAUUGUGUGGGUUGUUUUUUGUGUUC
Messenger RNA from Falco peregrinus (peregrine falcon), 2546 nucleotides. It is a transcript of the gene TFAP2C, whose product is annotated as transcription factor AP-2 gamma. The record is from RefSeq and is a predicted model, not a curated record. Lineage: Eukaryota; Metazoa; Chordata; Aves; Falconiformes; Falconidae. The transcript has 7 exons. Gene Ontology annotation, cellular component: nucleus. Gene Ontology annotation, molecular function: DNA-binding transcription factor activity, RNA polymerase II-specific; RNA polymerase II transcription regulatory region sequence-specific DNA binding. Bases 595 to 1941 code for a protein of 448 amino acids. Gene Ontology annotation, biological process: regulation of transcription by RNA polymerase II; anatomical structure development; regulation of cell population proliferation.